AUGGGGCGGAAAGUCUCACCGUUGUUGUCCAGCAAACGGUGCCCUUCGCCGACGGUGAGCGGCGCCGAGUUCGAAGCCGGCAGCUGGAUGAGCGGCACCUUGCUGGUGCUGGCGUUCAGCCCCAAUCGCGACGCCAUCGGCCGCGUUCUCCUUCUCCGUCGUCCUUCUCGCUCUCGACGACCACGGCUUUCUCACACCUUUCGAGGAGGAGGGGAUAAGCGAAGGGCUUUUGUCGCCGGAGACCUGACUCUUGUACUCCACGCCGCUAUUCUUCUGCAAAAACUUGGUCGGACGUACGAACGGACACGGUGA
Bursaphelenchus xylophilus (pine wood nematode) is the source of this 312-nucleotide messenger RNA. The record is from the annotation of a GenBank genome assembly. Lineage: Eukaryota; Metazoa; Nematoda; Chromadorea; Rhabditida; Aphelenchoididae.